CCCACAGGCCUCCCGGCACACUCCAAAGGGCAGGAUGGCUUCUCCUCGCCCCGCACCAUCGACCGGAGCCUCUCCCCUCCUUCGGGCCUCGACUCCCCCAGCGGCAGCACCUCGCUCUCCCCAGACCGGCCGAGCAGCGGGGAGCUGGUGAAUUCCGCCACCCUCCGAGAGCUCCAGUCCCUGCGCUACCUCGAAGGCCUCCAGCGCUCCUUCCAGUUCUUCCUGCCCCUGAACUCCGGGGGCACCCUGCACCUGCCCUCCUCGGCUUUCCUGAGCCCCCCCAAGGAGAAGCGCCUCUCCCCCGACCUGCCCCUGCAGAAGCAGCUGGUGUGCCGGUGGUCCAAGUGCAACCAGCUCUUCGACCUGCUGCAAGACCUUGUGGAUCACGUCAACGACUUCCACGUCAAGCCCGAGAAGGAGGCCGGUUACUGCUGCCACUGGGAAGGCUGCGCGCGCCACGGCCGGGGCUUCAAUGCCAGGUACAAGAUGCUGAUCCACAUCCGGACGCACACCAACGAGAAGCCGCACCGCUGCCCCACCUGCAACAAGAGCUUCUCCCGGCUGGAAAACCUCAAGAUCCACAACCGCUCCCACACAGGUGAGAAGCCCUACGUCUGCCCCUACGAAGGCUGCAACAAGCGCUACUCCAACUCGAGCGACCGCUUCAAGCACACGCGCACCCACUACGUGGACAAGCCCUAUUUCUGCAAGAUGCCCGGCUGCCACAAGCGCUACACGGACCCCAGCUCCCUGCGCAAGCACAUCAAGGCCCACGGCCACUUCAUCUCCCAGGAGCAGCAGGAGCUGCUCAAGGGCCGCCCCCCCACCGCCCCCGCCCUGCCCUACGUCAGCGGGGCCCAGCUGGUCAUCCCCAACCCCGGUGCCCUCUUCGGCGGAGCCCACGGCCUGCCCCUGACGCCCGCCCCGCUGGACCUCAGCGCCUUCGCCUGCGGCGGGAUCGGGGCCGCCGCUCUGCCCGGGCCCCUGAUGGCGCCCCUCAACCUGGCCAAGAGCCCCCUCCUCGCCGCCCCUUUUGCCGCCAGCGGCCUGGGACUGCCCGUGGUGUCUCUGCUCGCCGGGGCUUCCGCCAAGGCCGCUGCCGAGAGAGUCCCCCUGGGCUGCGGCUCCCGGCCGGUCAAGGGCAGCUGCCCGCCGGGCCCCCAGAGCUGCAAGGAGGCCGCUGAGCGGGCCAGGCGCCGGUCCCCUCCGGAGGGCCUCUCCCUGCUGCCGGGGGGCGUCUUGGACCUGUCGGUGGGUAUGAACUCUGGGGGGAGCGCCGACGCCCUGCCGCCGGGCUGGGUGGUCAUCCCCACGGGCCCCGUUCUACUGAAGCAAGCGGUGGUGAACUGACACCCCCCAGGCGGGAGCAACUUUGGGCUGCCCGGGGCGGACUGUUGGGCGGAGAGGGCCCCGUUCGGACGCAGGAUGGUGCUGGAGGGGAGGGAGGAGGCCCCACGGCUCUUCUUCUUCUUCUUCUGCGGAGCGUCUCUGUGCCUUGAGGCUUCUGAGGAAGAAGGUGGUCCUUGGCUCCCUCCGCACCUGGUUUCUCUCUCUCUCUCUCACUCACGAAGGAAGAGCCCGACUCUUCUGAGAAAAGCAAUAAGGCCACGGCCAGGAGACUCGGCCCCCGCCUCGAUUGACCGACUCCCCUCUC
This is a messenger RNA of Gekko japonicus, 1654 nucleotides long. RefSeq names its product GLIS family zinc finger 2 (gene GLIS2). The transcript is spliced from 5 exons. Gene Ontology annotation, molecular function: DNA-binding transcription factor activity, RNA polymerase II-specific; RNA polymerase II cis-regulatory region sequence-specific DNA binding. Gene Ontology annotation, cellular component: nucleus. NCBI's taxonomy places the organism in Eukaryota, Metazoa, Chordata, Lepidosauria, Squamata, Gekkonidae. The annotation marks the transcript as partial. The record is from RefSeq and is a predicted model, not a curated record. Gene Ontology annotation, biological process: regulation of transcription by RNA polymerase II; smoothened signaling pathway.